AGCUUUUGAUCUCCGGCUAUGUGUACUGACCCAGGCCAAGGGCACAGGAAAAUGACGGGCACGAGUUACUUCGCCAACAUGUUGGAAGACUAUUUAUUCCAUAGGUCCUCCUUUCCACCUGGCGAUCAUGGUGGUUCUGUAACGUGGAGGGGAUUGGACCGGAGUGAGCAGGACCACGCGGAUUUUUUUUGGACGAGCAGAAGAUACAAGUUGAAAAUGGGAACAACGUCAAAAGCAACAACGGCGAGUACAAGGACAAGCUUCAUAACUCGAACUGCAGCAACAUCUUUCUUGGAACAAGCGGGACUCACAUCAUCAAACAGCAGUAGCUCCACGAAUCACGGAUUGGACCGGAGUGAGCAGGACCACGCGGAUUUUGUUACAAGCUUCAUAACUCGCAGACCAGGUUCAACAACUAGUACAAAGCCAACAAGCAGGACGUCUUCUUUCAUCGUGGAAUCUUCUAUCGAUACCCAGUUGCAGAAUGACGAUGCAAUGCGAGCCAAGCUCGAGAAUGCGGAUGAAGAAGAAAAGGGGAGGCUGGAGAGGGAGUUUCCGAAGCACGAUUUUGGAUCUGAGCGUGAGAUCGAAUUCGAAGAAGGAAUCGCACGAGAAAAAGAGAAGCAAGAAUUAAGGGUAGGUUAAAGGUGCUUUUCUUACCGCUUUUUAUGCUUCUCCUAAGGGAGAAAGGCAUAACAAGCGGGGUAAGCGAGCACCAAAAGCCUACCUCUAAAAGAAGCGAAGCUAGAGGCAGCGCGUCACAACGAGGACGGAGAAUCGUUGGCCGAUGAAGGAAUCGUCGUGGGGGGAAAUGAUGGGGGUGACGGUUAUCAAGUUGGUAGAGAGGGUGAUGAUGGAGGCGGAGGAAUAGGUGGAGGAGGAGGACGUAAGCGGAAUAAAGGUAGAAAGAAUUAUAGUGGAGGAGAAGGUGGAAUGUCUAAUCGUGGAAUGUCUACUAAUCGUGGAACUGGACAGGGAAACGAUGAUGAUGACAAAACUAGCAAAAAUAGUCGUGACGAAAACCACACACAACCUGGAAAUCGUCGACACCGAAGAAGACGUCCACCUGGGUCAGGGAACAACAACAAUGAUUUUUAAGGCUUGAGUAAAUCCAUCUUCCCCAACGAACAUCCAUCGAUCUUGGCCUCGUUUAAAGGGAAAAAUAUAAAUAGGGGGACCAAGAUGCUGACUGGGAUGGAUUUACUCAAGGUCUAAAAUGACGACGACGACGACGAAGAGGAAGAAACGAUUACCAUCGUCGAUCCAGAUAAAGUUACCAUAGUCGUCCCUCCCUAUCCUCCAGAACGCGGCACGUGGCCUCGAACCGCCAUUCCAAAGUUGAAUGGCGCCAUCAUGCCCGAUACGUUGCCGUAUCAGGGUGACGAAUUAGAUUUAGAAGGGGAGGAAGCAAAAGCCGUUGGUGCACAUCAGCAGCGUAGAAGUCAUUCCAUCAAGAAAGAUGAAGGACCAGAAAUUGGUGGAGACGGAUUUGGCGUCUUAAACAGGCCUAAAGAAGUGACUGAGGAAGAUUUGGUGGAGGAGGAGAUUGUGAGGCGAGAGAAGGAGAAGCGGGAGAAUACGUGGACUUUUGGAAGAGCACGUGCUGAAAUCAAGAAGGUCAUCGAAAAAGCUUUGGCAGAUAGGGAGAAUCCAGGAAGCCAAGAUUCGCCAAGCUUUCCAAGAUUUGGGUUCACUAUCGAAGGGUAGAGGGAGAAGAUGCAGGUGGUGUACUAAUGACACACAAGAAGAAGAACCUGUAGUUUUUUGUUUAUGCUUCAUCUCCAUGAUGCGUCGUGAUGCAGCUUCGUUGCCGUGAAUGUCAAUGUGCAGAUAUGUUUGUCCUAAGACAGCUCUGUUUUUAGGGGCUUGUUCCAGGCUCGCGCGCUUAUCGCCACAACAUAGGUACCAUUUCGAGUAGAAACUCGAUUUUCAUUGUUGAUUCGCAGCGCUCGCACGACGGGAGUCGCAUGAUUAUAGGAACCAUAUUUAGCUCCAGCUCGCUAGUACUUUGGCUUUGGAUCGUGAUUCUUGAGGCCGCGAUAGGUUUCGUGUUAUGUAUUUGCUUGUUUCUCGAUGGAACGUUGCUUUGAAGGUCAAUCUGUGUCGACUUUCGUCUCCAGUGAUACUUGAGAUGAGGCCUUCAAAUCCAUAAUAAUUAACUCCCCGGGCCCGGGUGCCCCGGGAGACGUUAAGGAAGGGAAAGGGAUA
Molecule: messenger RNA, 2208 nt
Organism: Amoebophrya sp. A25
Lineage: Eukaryota; Dinophyceae; Syndiniales; Amoebophryaceae
Source: the annotation of a GenBank genome assembly